AUGGACAAAGACACAAGAAUUCUUAUUAUCGGAGCCGGCUGCUUCGGCACUUCGACCGCAUAUCAUCUCGCACAGCGUGGCUACACUUCUAUUCGUGUCUUGGACCGAUAUCCCCCGCCCUCGUGUGAAGCUGCCGCGACGGAUAUCAGCAAGGUCAUUCGCAGCGAUUACAAUGAGCCCUUGUACGCCAGACUCGGUAUUGAGUCCAUUGCUGCGUGGCGGUCUUGGCCCUUGUUCAGUGGGCUCUAUCAUAUUCCUGGAUGGAUUCUAAGUGCCGCUAAUUUGUCGAAGCCCUUCGUUGAGGGAUCUAUUGAGACGUGCCAAAAGCUUGGAGUGAAAGGCAUCGAACGACUUACUCCCGAGAAGAUUCGGUCUCGCUUCCCUGUGGUUACCGGCAAACUUGAUGGAUGGAAUAUCAGCGUCUGGAAUCCGACGGCUGGGUGGGCAGCUGCUGGCCAGGCUCUGGAGCGAAUGGCCAAUGCUACAAAGGAGAAAGGUGUCCAGUAUAUUUCCGGAGAAACAGAAGGAUAUGUGCGGCAAUUGUUAUUCGACGAGUCAACCGAUCAAUGCAAAGGUGUUCUCACUGCGGACGGUACCAAACACGAGGCCGAUUUGGUGAUUCUCGCUGCUGGGGCAUGGACGCCGUCUCUACUAGAUAUGCAGGGCCAAUUGACUGCCAAGGGCCAUGCUGUUGCGCAUAUCCAGCUCACUCCUGCUGAGACAAAGCACUAUUCCUCUUUACCAAUCAUGGACAACCUUGAGCUUGGCUACUUCUUCCCUCCGCAAGAAGACGGGAUCUUCAAGAUGGCUCAUAGUCAGUUCAUUACCAACACACGAACUGACAAAAACUCGAACAUCACCACUUCCAUCCCACAUACCUUUGUUCAAGCACCAAAAGACGGCCUCCCGCUUGAAAUUGAAGCCCAGAUGCGUCGUAACUUACGACGGGUCUUACCCGAGCUGGCGGAUAGACCGUUCUGUUACACUCGUCUGUGCUGGGACGCUGACACAGCUGACCGACAUUUCCUCGUCGCUCCCCAUCCGAGCCAUAGAGGACUAUUCCUCGCUACGGGCGGCUCAGCUCAUGGAUUUAAAUUCCUCCCAGUCAUUGGAAAGUACGUGGCAGACUUGCUUGAGGGAACGCUGGAUCGAGAUAUUGUGAGCAAGUGGCAGUGGCGCGCUGGGCAGAAGGUUGAGGCCAAGAAUCUAGCACACAUGGACCCUGAGCUAGAAUUGAAAGAUCUUACGGGUUGGAGAGGACGACAGGCUCGUGAAAGAAGUCAGGCUUCUAGACUAUGA
Molecule: messenger RNA, 1299 nt
Organism: Penicillium daleae
Lineage: Eukaryota; Fungi; Ascomycota; Eurotiomycetes; Eurotiales; Aspergillaceae
Product: NAD(P)/FAD-dependent oxidoreductase
Exons: 1
Coding region: 1-1299 (432 amino acids)
Molecular function (GO): saccharopine oxidase activity; sarcosine oxidase activity; flavin adenine dinucleotide binding
Source: RefSeq, a predicted model, not a curated record